AUGCGACGGGCUCACAAGAAAACCCGAACAGGUUGCUCCACAUGCAAGCGAAGGAGGAUCAAGUGCGAUGAAAAGAAACCACGGUGUAAAAAUUGCCAGAUUCAUGACGCUUCAGAGUGCAUAUAUGAAAUAGUGGAAACCUCACCCAGUAGGAACCGGUCACCUGCGGCUCCUGAUUCGGCGCCACAGGUUUCACAGUUAGCCAACAGCAUCUACACCCUUCAGCACAUGCGGUUACUGCAUACCUUGACAACCUCCACAGCGCUCACCCUGUCAUGCAAGGACCAGAUAAGAACGUUGUGGCAGGUCGACGUUCCAUGUAUAGGGAUGGAAUUCCCCUUCGUGUUAGACUCUAUACUCGCUCUCUCUUCGAUGCAUCUAGCACACAAGCUGCCGAACGAGCACCGGCUUCACUGGGCAUGUGGCAUUCAACUGCAGCAGCAGGCUGUCGAAGGCGCCCAGAAGGCAAUGGCAAACAUAACAUCCCACAACUGCACCGCCGUGUAUCUGUUCUCGGCGCUGACGUGCGUGCUCUCGCUCGCACGAGGAUGCGAUGACUGGCGAAGCAUCGGUGCCAACGAUGACCAAUCUCCAGGGAAGAACUGUGAGAGCUUCCUGGAAUGGGUGGUCUUAUACCGCGGAACCAGACUUCUCCUCAGCCCGCCCUACGAGGAAGUUUUGCUUUCCGGCCCACUGAGGCCCAUGUUCGAGCUAGGACUCCAACGCCGUGAGCGUAUUCUCGCCCCUCUGGCAACCAUGGACACUGCGAAGUCCGGUCCAUUAUUGAAAUUGCAAGCCGCUAUUUACAAUCAUGUCAGAGACACGGACCGAUUAGAGGCGUACGACACAGCGAUCGACCAUUUGCGGCGGGCCUUCCACGCCGUGUAUGAUAAGCCGAUGGAAGACCUGGAAAACAUGGAUGUUUUCGCCUGGAUGUUCUCGAUACCAGACGCCUAUGUCGCGUUACUCAAACAGCAAGAUCCAAUCGCCCUAGCGCUAUUUGCCUGCUUUGCUAGUCUAAUUCAAGAAAUGCGCAGCAUGUGGUGGACGCAUGGUUGGGGUGAAUGGUGUGUUAGUCAAAUCUGUUCCAAGUUAAAAGAGGCAGCAGUUUGGCUCGUCGAGCAUGUCUUGGAUGUUACUAGCUAA
This is a messenger RNA of Colletotrichum destructivum, 1146 nucleotides long. Its product is annotated as Putative zn(2)Cys(6) fungal-type DNA-binding domain-containing protein. The record is from RefSeq and is a predicted model, not a curated record. Lineage: Eukaryota; Fungi; Ascomycota; Sordariomycetes; Glomerellales; Glomerellaceae. Gene Ontology annotation, molecular function: zinc ion binding; DNA-binding transcription activator activity, RNA polymerase II-specific. Gene Ontology annotation, biological process: regulation of transcription by RNA polymerase II. The transcript is spliced from 2 exons. The coding region runs from base 1 to 1146 and encodes 381 amino acids.